AUGACGGCGGCGGAGUUCAUGGCCCUCCGUACUCGGGCCCUUGGGCUUCUAAAUGGCGCGAUCACCAUCAGUUCCACCUUCCCGAUCAAGGGAGGCAUGGGACUAGUCCUCUGCGACGAGGGUCAAGGUACCUCAUGUGUUCAAUUUUUGAACAACAUGCAGGGUUACACUGCCAAGAUUCGCUCUGGCUUGUGGCCGCGGAUUGUCUGCUUCAAUCCUGCGGUUGCCCGCGGUGUCACUGUUGACCAACUAGGUUGCAUGGUUGAGGAAGGUAAUCCAAUCUCAACCAAGGACAUUGAUAGUUCUAAGCUGGUCUCCUCCGUGUUCUGGAGAGGCCAGCAUAUGGUCUUGUCGGUCUCUCCGACUCUCUAUCACCGUCUUGCGGCUGGUGGAGAAGGAAAGACCCGACUG
Molecule: messenger RNA, 411 nt
Organism: Perkinsus marinus ATCC 50983
Lineage: Eukaryota; Perkinsozoa; Perkinsida; Perkinsidae
Exons: 1
Source: RefSeq, a predicted model, not a curated record